Molecule: messenger RNA, 1310 nt
Organism: Oryzias melastigma (Indian medaka)
Lineage: Eukaryota; Metazoa; Chordata; Actinopteri; Beloniformes; Adrianichthyidae
Gene: hoatz
Product: HOATZ cilia and flagella associated protein
Exons: 1
Coding region: 609-1028 (139 amino acids)
Biological process (GO): cilium assembly
Source: RefSeq, a predicted model, not a curated record
UAAGUAAGAAAAUGGAAAAUAAAAGCAUAGGAACAUCUUGAAAACAUGCUUGAAAGUUACAGAAAAAUCUAGAUUUUGAGAAAAAAAACUAAAAAAAAAAAAAAAGAUACUGGAGGCUUGGCAAUGCAACCAUUGUUGAGGCAUUUGAGGCUUUAUCUGGGGACCCAUGAGACUCAGAAAAAUGCAACAUAUAGAAAAUCAUGUAAAUACUUUGACUUGGGUGAAACUCAUCCAGCGUUAGCGCUCUAGAGUUAACACAUCAUUUACACAGAUGUUUGUAAAUGUGUGGUCAUUGGUGUGUACUUUUGAAUGAUUUGUGAGUUUCAAGCUGCUGUAAUUUUAAGUCGUUCGAGUGUAAAUUGUAGGGUUUUUUUGUAUUUUAUAUGUUUUUUAAGUUUAUGUGAAUACAGAAUUGCAAAAACUCACAGUUAUUAGUAAAAGUUACAAAUCUAGAUUUACGCACAAAUUCUGAGACUAUUUUCUCUCCAUAAAUCUCUUUUCUUCAUCAGGGUCUGAAAGCGCUUUUCUUUUUGUUCUUUCCCGCUUUCCGUACUGGUGUUUCCAUAGUGACAGUAAACCUUCAGUCAUAACGUUAUUUUCUCUGAGAAAUGUCUCAUCGAGCCCUGGAGGAGCACGAGGAGGUCACCGUGUUCUCCGGCUCCUCUGCGGCCGACGCCUCCCACGCCAGGCGGCUCUGGAGCUCCGCGUCCCUCCCGCCGCCGCUGGAGCUCCGCCCGGCGGCGGCCGACGUCCGUCAGAGGCUGCCGGUGUCCCGCCCGCGGCGCAGCGGCCCCGCCGCCGCUCCCGGAGCCGCGGAGAGGCCGCAGAGCGCCGCUGCUGUCCGGCGGAGGCAGGAGGAGAGGAGGCGGUACGAGGAGGCGGCCGUCCGGAGGAGCCAGAUCCUGGAUCUGCUGAGGAGGCAGAGGGAGCGGAGGAUGCAGAAGGAGGUGCAGGUCUGGAGGGAGAGAAGGUCCAGUCCCAGAGAAGAGGAGGAGGAGGAGGAGGAGCUGGUCAGACAGCUUCAGUAGAGAAGAAAACAUCAAGUUUAAACAUGGACGAAGCUGCAGCGACAAUAUUUAAAAUCCUGCGAAUCUGAACCAAAACAAAUGAAGAUGUAAAAACAGAAAACUGUCACUGAAACAUCCCAAACCUCAGAGAACAUCAGUCAGAAAUGUUUCUUAUUUCUCUCUACUCAAACAUCUGUCACAAAUGUCAGAAAUCUUAUUUAACACAAAACAAACUUGGAAAACCACAAAAACUGGAGGAUAUUUUGUUUCAAAUGCUGAUUUAUUAAACAAAGAAAACCCAAA